AUGGCGUCCACAUUUUUCCCCUCUCAACUCAUCCACGCCCACCUUCCCGCUCCUUCCUCCGGUCCGCUAGCCAUUCCCGAGCUACGCAUACCAACCGAACGCCCCUAUCCUACCGGCUCCAAAAUCUAUACGGAGCCCCUUCAUUCCAAUCACGCGGUAUCAUCCGUCCGGGACCCGUCGACCGGUAUUCUCGCGCGGUCAAUACGGAACGGCUAUGCUCUGGAACUACGGACGCUCAAUCCGGUAGUGGCGAAGGACAGGUGGAGAGAGGCAGCAGGGAGCGAGGUCGUGAGGAUCAGCUUCCCGGACCGACUCCUACCCCUCACGGACGGCUGUGUUUCGCUUUCGACAAGCGAGAACAAGCUCUUCGUGAUUGUCGUAACAGAAACUACGGUGGUCUACCGGCUCAGCUUCCCGCUUGGAAGCUUUCGGCCGGGCAAGGGGGAUCGAUUCGCAUUCUCGACAAAGAAGGAUGAGUGGUGUGAGGAGUACGAGGUGCCGGAUGAGGUGAUUGCCGCUUCUACAGGGGUGGGAUCCUGGAUCGUGCUGGACGAGCAGACGGUGGUGUUGGGCGGUACGGAUGGUGGGAUCGUCAGAUUGGCAAGAACAGGGCAGGAUGGUUCAGUGUUCUGGACGGCGGCGCAUUAUCGCCCAACCACCAAGUUCCGCCUGCCCUCCCUCUUCUCGCGUUCGCAGCAGGACGAGGAGGUCGUCUCUUUCGCUAGACAUGCGGGAGAAGGCGGCUCCGUCCUGUAUGGCCUAUCGCGAAAUCGUCGGCUACGCACAUGGCAUGUCGAGACCGGGACAUGCCUUCGGACGCUCGAUGUUCGGCCGUCCACCUCGACUGAGCUUGUGCAGUACAACGAGUCGACUCCCCCUCGGAACGCUUCCUCCUCCACCUCUCUCCUUGAGGGUGUGGCACAGAUCAAAGUCAUCCGCCAUCCCUCCUCCUCAUCGCGCUACUCGCAUCUCGUCAUCGCCUACUACCCCACCCCACACAGCCCCUCAUCGGCCGGUUCCUUUGUCGUCUACCGCGGGUCAGACUCGACCGGCUCUACGGAUCUCAUCCAAGCCGGUGCGCGGUCCUGCUCGUCCGCAUCGGCCGGAGCAGAGAUGCGCGGCUUCGAGGUACUGCCUCCUUAUGUCCGGGAAGGGAUGAAUACUGGCUGGCGGAUGCAAGUGGCUUGGGAGAGCAAGGGCGGGCUCCAGGUGGAGACAGUGGCGAUGGACGAUAUCUUCCAGUUCACCACCACGUACCUCGACCACCCCUCCUCCUUCCUCCUCACCGAAUGGCAACAGGCCUCAGAAUGUACCGACGCGGACCAAUUCGACGCAGCCUACUUUGACAAUCUGCUCGGUCCCGAUGCCCCAGAUCCGGCCAAUCCCAACGAGAACUCGGACAUCACCAUCACCUUUAUCGACCACCUCUUCUACCCCGGUCGCUUUUCCAUCCUUACCCUAUCCGCUGCGCUCGAGGAGUAUAUCCAAAGCCUCUCCAGGCAUGGCGUAACCCACAUCGUCACCACCGCCAACGGCCUACCGACCCUGCAGCGCCGCUUCGCCUCCAUCGUCGGCUGCCACCUCCAGGUGGAGAUGGAUCUACAGACGGGCGCCCCGGUCGUCGAGGCGUAUCGGAAUGAUCUGAAGCUGGACUGGCUGGGGAUUUGGGCGCGGGUCCGAGACCUGGACAAGCAGGGCCGGUGGGCGGUCCACACCGCUGUCGUCGACAGGCAGGUGUACGUCCUCACUCGCGAGGGCGUCUCAAGCACGGCUGUUCAGGACGUCACUGGAGUGAUCGCCAAGUUUGCCAAGUCGUCCGAGACUGUGGCGGACUUCCGGGCACUGCCAGAAGGGGCCAUGCGGCAUCUCUACCCCGGCCUCGCCGCUCCCAAAGCGAGGUCUGGCGCCGUGGCUUUGUCCAGUGCAGGAGCCUUCAUCGCCUCCACGCUGUCCGGCGCAUCGGCGGAGGACGGUCUCGCCAACGCGCUCGAAGACGUCACUUUCGCCAUGAAGUCGAUGUUUGCGGGUGGGAUCCAGCAGCCCAUCGAGAUGCUCGCUGGGGAAAUGUGGGACGAGGCUAUCGAACCUUACCUUUCGGACGAGGACCGGACCACUAUUCGGCGCCUCCUCUCGGAGUGCCUUGACGUCCGACGAGCACUCCGCGAGGCGCUAGCCAUGUUGACCAGGACCCUCUCCCUUCCCUCCACCGCUCCAUCACUCAGUGACUCCUUCUCCGGCUUUGGAAACGCCCUCAUCACCGCCUCGAUCGCCGCUACCAUCUCGGACCGGUAUACCGCCUCGCUCGAUACCCUCUUUGUCGCGCUCUUCCACCUCUCGGAGUCAGCGGACGUCACGGCGGAAGAUGACGAAGCCGAGGACUUUAUCGAGAUCCUCAACCAGGCGUUUGUGGUGUAUCACCGAUAUGCCGUUCUCAAAUGGGCCACAGGCCAGACAGCGGACGAGGCCGUUGAGGUAUCCAGGCAGAAGGGGAGCACAAAGAGAAAGGCGGCGGCGGGAGACGAUGUCCUUGCGGAGGGACUAGGCGGGCUUCAGGUCGGGGAUGACGAGGGAGCCAACGACGGGUUCGACGCGUCGUACUCGCUCCUCCACUCCCUCUUGGACGGGCAGCGCAGACAGCCCGUCCCGCUCGGCUCGAUCGAUGUGGUCGCCCAAGCGGCGGAAUUACUCGUCGCUACCUCGGGCUUAGUCAGUGAUGAUAUCACCGAGGUCGACCCGUCUACCCUGGACGUCGGCUUUGGCUAUUCUAUCCUCGCGACCGGUCUGCCGCUUCUGGCAGGGCGGUUUGCGGAUCUGUACCCCCUCUCGGCGGGUAUGGCUUAUAUUCGAGGACGAGCGUCUAUGGAGGCUGGGUUCGUUGGGCAGGCAGUCAGGAGCUUUGAGCAGGCUUCAGUGGGGUGCAAGGACGGCUCCAUCUCGCAGAUCCUGCCGAGCUGCGCCGACCCCACCGGUCUCUCCGACUUCUACCGCCACAUCGCCACCCUCUUUGCCGAACAUGCGCACAACGGUCCCGUCGUCCACUUUGGCCAGCUCGCCCUUCUCUCCUUACCGAAAGAUACCUCCGCGCCAAGACCAUUAUGGACGAUCGUAUUUCUCGCCUACAUCGGGUUGGGGCAGUACGAGGACGCCUAUGCGCUGCUCAUGAAGACUCCUUUCCUGGACCUUCAACGCGACUUCCUCGGCCAACUCAUCUCGGUGAUGUGCGAAUCCAACGAGGUCGGGCGGCUAAAUCAGCUCGGGUUCGUCGGGAUGCAGAAAGACGUCGAGGGUCUUUUGAGCUACAAGGCGAGAAACUCCGACCCGCUCCGGUUCCCGAAUUACUACAAGGUGCUGUAUUCGUGGUAUAUCUCUCGAGGGGAUUAUCGGAGUGCCGGGGAUAUCAUGUAUCAACAAGGCCGACGAUUUGGGGAUAGCUCAACCACCAAGAUCUCGGCAUUUGAGCUGGCAGCGAUGCAGGCGCGGAGUUAUCUGGCAGCUAUCAAUGCGUUGAAGUUGGUCGAGAAGCGGAAUGCCUGGUUGUCACUGCCUGGACCACCGCCUAGAGCUCUCCGCGGAGCUAAGCGAAAGAGGAUCUCCUCCUACGUACCCGAGGAAGAGUUCAGCCAGGACAAGCGCCCGAUCAUGAUCAUCACCCUGGAGGAUAUCGAGAUGGAGUAUGCGCUAGUGUUGUCUCGUCUGAGACUGUCGAGUCAUAUUCAGGAUUUGCACGAACACGGUAUCUCGGUCUCGCCUGAAGAAGUCGUCGGUCUGCUGGUACAGCGGAACAUGUUCGACUUGGCUUUGUCUGCUGCUUCUACCAUGGACGUGGAUAUGACCAGUAUCUUCGUCUCGGUAGCUACGAAAUGCGUCGAGCUUUCGCGCGUCUCCGAUAUCAGAGGCGAUGACAUCUCGGCCGCAUGGCUACACACCAGCCCGCUGACCUCCCGCCUACGCGGCUCCCCCUCGGCCCUCGCGCAGCGAUACCUCCAAACCACUCUCUCGCAGCACGAUACCGCCAAGACCCACUUCGCCUACCGCCAAGCCGUGACCAACACCUUCUUCGAGCUGAACGCCGACAAGAAUACGGGGUGGCAAAUGCCGGCGUGGCUGGUCGAGUGGGAGAUGGAGAGGGAUGCGGAAGGCUGGAUAUCUAGCGCGCUGAGGUAUGGUUGGGUGGAGGAGGCUGUGGACUGGGCGGCGGAGGUGCUGAGAAGAGCUGUACCGCCAGCAUUGCUCUCGAAAAAGCCAGACUCGGCUAAUGUGCCGUACAACCUCAUUGAUCGUGUCAUCGCCGCGGCAGGGGAAGGGGAUGAGAAGGAUGAUAAGAAGGUGCAGGUGAGGGUCAAGGCGUUGAGGGAGGCGGUGGCGAGGCGGACGGCGGGGCUGAAGAAGCUGGAAGGGCGGUGA
Dioszegia hungarica is the source of this 4404-nucleotide messenger RNA. RefSeq names its product nucleoporin Nup120/160-domain-containing protein. The transcript has 9 exons. Bases 1 to 4404 code for a protein of 1467 amino acids. Lineage: Eukaryota; Fungi; Basidiomycota; Tremellomycetes; Tremellales; Bulleribasidiaceae. The record is from RefSeq and is a predicted model, not a curated record. Gene Ontology annotation, molecular function: structural constituent of nuclear pore. Gene Ontology annotation, cellular component: nuclear pore.